Molecule: messenger RNA, 180 nt
Organism: Suillus discolor
Lineage: Eukaryota; Fungi; Basidiomycota; Agaricomycetes; Boletales; Suillaceae
Exons: 4
Coding region: 1-180 (59 amino acids)
Source: RefSeq, a predicted model, not a curated record
AUGUCCACUCGCUUGUCCUCUGCUCCCCUCUAUGUUCUGCUUGCCUUGACGGCCUUUGUUACUACAAGCUAUGCUGCCGCAGCCACCAUUCCGGUAACCUAUAAUUAUAAUUACGGCCGUGGCGAGAGCUCGACUGCAACUCCUAUUGUCACAGCGGUUGGCGAGACUCCAACUUUCUAG